AUGGUUAUUGUGGAGAAGCUACAUCUUUCACGCUACGACGCCCGAUCCCGGACGCCAAGGGAAUGGUCUGACAGUAACUUCUUCGGAGACCGCGCCACGUACGAGGCCUCGGAAAACCCGCCUUACUUGAGCGUCACGGACGUCAAGGUCACGGACGAAGGGAUGUACGAAUGCCGCGUGGAUUUCCGCCGAUUGCCGUCGCGGAGGCACACCACCAGGCUCAAUGUGGUUGUUCCCCCAGCUGCUCCCAAAGUCUUGAGGAAUGACAGUACGUUCGCCUCGAACGGCAUCGCCGGCCCUUACAACGAGGGAUCCAACAUCACUAUUACGUGUCAAGUGAAAGGAGGAAAGCCACCCCCGCAAGUGAAAUGGUGGAGAGAGGGCGAACUCCAGGACGCAGAGUUGGAGAAGAGCAUUGGAGGAGAAUAUCGCAACACUCUCAAGAUUGGUCCUUUGACACGUGAGCACCUUGGCGCCCAGUAUGUGUGUCAAGUGAGGAACCACGAGCUCGUACCUGCACUCAGUACCAGCGUCACUCUGCUUGUCAACGUUCCGCCCUUGGAAGUGAAGAUCCUGGACCCGCCGCCUCACGUGGUGGCCGGGAGAGCCCAGGACGUGCAGUGCCGGAGCCGCGGCGGCCGCCCGCACGCCCGCGUCAGCUGGUGGCUCGACGGCCGGGAGCUCAUCGCCUCCAGGGCGGUCAACAAAACCGACGGGACCCUGAGCAUCCUCACCUUCACGCCCACCAAGGAGGACAGUAACAAGGCGUUGCAGUGCAAGGCAGAGUCUCCCGUCUUGCAACACACGAUCAUUGAGGACGCGAUGAAGCUCGACGUGCAUUGUGAGUCCCUCUUUGCUGCGGGUUUCUUUGUUGUUGUCAUUGUUACUAUAAACCGCUACCGCUGUCCCGUGGCACUCUCGCGGGUGCCGGCCCAAGUCAUUCGGGCCCUCUGCACGUGCGGCGCUUGA
Messenger RNA from Penaeus chinensis, 969 nucleotides. Its product is annotated as kin of IRRE-like protein 2. The transcript is spliced from 8 exons. Bases 1 to 969 code for a protein of 322 amino acids. The record is from RefSeq and is a predicted model, not a curated record. Lineage: Eukaryota; Metazoa; Arthropoda; Malacostraca; Decapoda; Penaeidae.